Molecule: messenger RNA, 1578 nt
Organism: Saccharomyces paradoxus
Lineage: Eukaryota; Fungi; Ascomycota; Saccharomycetes; Saccharomycetales; Saccharomycetaceae
Gene: GUA1
Product: GMP synthase (glutamine-hydrolyzing)
Exons: 1
Coding region: 1-1578 (525 amino acids)
Biological process (GO): GMP biosynthetic process
Cellular component (GO): cytosol
Molecular function (GO): GMP synthase activity; GMP synthase (glutamine-hydrolyzing) activity; ATP binding
Source: RefSeq, a predicted model, not a curated record
AUGGCUGCCGGUGAACAAGUUUCUAACAUGUUUGACACUAUCUUAGUCUUAGACUUUGGUUCUCAAUACUCUCAUUUGAUUACCAGAAGAUUGAGAGAGUUCAACAUCUAUGCUGAGAUGUUGCCAUGCACUCAGAAGAUCUCUGAAUUGGGCUGGACUCCAAAAGGUGUCAUUCUUUCUGGUGGUCCAUACUCCGUGUACGCUGAAGACGCUCCUCACGUAGACCAUGCUAUCUUUGAUUUGAACGUUCCAAUCCUGGGUAUCUGUUACGGUAUGCAGGAAUUGGCUUGGAUUAAUGGUAAACAAGUUGGUCGUGGUGACAAGAGAGAGUACGGUCCUGCUACUUUAAAGGUGAUUGACGAUUCCAACCCUCUAUUCAAGGGUAUGAACGACUCCACAGUCUGGAUGUCUCACGGCGAUAAAUUGCACGGUUUGCCAACUGGUUACAAGACCAUUGCCACCUCCGAUAACUCCCCAUACUGUGGUAUUGUCCACGAAACCAAGCCAAUCUAUGGUAUCCAAUUCCACCCAGAAGUUACACAUUCUACCCAAGGUAAGACUCUUUUGAAAAACUUUGCUGUUGAUUUGUGUCACGCCAAGCAAAAUUGGACUAUGGAAAACUUUAUCGACACUGAAAUAAACAGAAUUAGAAAGUUGGUCGGUCCAACUGCUGAGGUCAUUGGUGCUGUUUCCGGUGGUGUUGAUUCCACUGUUGCUUCCAAAUUGAUGACAGAAGCUAUCGGUGAUAGAUUCCAUGCCAUCCUGGUUGAUAACGGUGUUUUGAGAUUGAACGAAGCUGCUAACGUUAAAAAGACUCUUGUUGAAGGGUUAGGUAUCAACUUGAUGGUUGUCGAUGCUUCCGAAGAAUUUUUGGGUAAAUUAAAGGGUGUCACUGACCCAGAAAAGAAGAGAAAGAUCAUCGGUAACACAUUUAUUCAUGUCUUUGAAAGAGAAGCCGAAAAGAUCAAGCCAAAAGAUGGUAAGGAAAUUCAGUUCUUGUUACAAGGUACCCUUUAUCCAGAUGUCAUCGAGUCCAUUUCUUUCAAAGGUCCUUCUCAAACCAUUAAAACCCAUCACAAUGUCGGUGGUUUACUAGAAAACAUGAAGUUAAAGUUGAUUGAACCAUUGAGAGAACUGUUUAAAGAUGAAGUUAGACAUCUAGGUGAAUUAUUAGGAAUCCCUCAUGAUCUGGUCUGGAGACAUCCUUUCCCUGGUCCAGGUAUUGCCAUCCGUGUUCUAGGUGAAGUUACUAAGGAACAAGUUGAAAUAGCAAGAAAAGCUGAUAACAUUUACAUUGAAGAAAUCAAGAAGGCCGGUCUAUACAACCAAAUUUCCCAAGCCUUUGCCUGUUUGUUGCCUGUGAAAUCUGUUGGUGUGAUGGGUGACCAAAGAACCUAUGAUCAAGUUAUUGCCUUGAGAGCCAUUGAAACUACCGAUUUCAUGACUGCUGACUGGUUCCCUUUCGAACACAGCUUCUUGAAGAAAGUCGCCUCAAGAAUUGUCAAUGAAGUCGAUGGUGUUGCUAGGGUCACUUACGAUAUAACUUCUAAACCUCCUGCAACCGUUGAAUGGGAAUGA